UAAUUAGAACAAAACAGUAAGAAAACGGGAAAAGGAAAGAAGAAUCUGAAGAACAGUUAGGAGGAAUUGUGAAGAAUCGGAAGUUGAGAAAUGUGGAAUAAUGAUGAAGAGAGAGCCGAAAGCUUCUUAGAUGAAGAAUCUGAAGGCUUAUGCUCACUAUCUGCGACGCAGAGAUUAUACGCAUCCGCCGCUUGUUUACUUUCGGGUCUUGUUCUUAUGUUUCUGUCAUUUGUUGUGUUUGCCAUACCCAUCAAAUUUGCAUUAUUGUUCACCUUCGGAAACGUCUUGGCCGUUGGGAGCACAGCAUUCCUCAUGGGACCCGAGCAACAGCUACAAAUGAUGUUUGAUUCUGUUCGCAUUUACGCAACAGCUGUUUACAUUGGAUUUGUUGUUCUUGCUCUAAUUUGUGCGUUAUUGAUUCACAGCAAAAUUUUAACAUUACUUGCAGUCAUAUGUGAGAUUUGUGCCCUUGUCUGGUACUGUCUGAGCUAUAUUCCAUUUGCGAGGAGAAUAGUUUCCGACCUAAUGGUCCGAUUUUGUGACACUGAACUUUAGAUUGUGUAAAAGGGAAAACACCAUUCAUCUAAGAACUUCGGGGUGCAUUGAUUUUUGCUUUAUUCACAGUGUUCAACGGUCUUUGUUGCUAGAAAAUGUUGUUUCUCAGGUUGCUUUGGUUAUCAAACAUCAUUGUGUACCAGACUUUUUUUUUCAUAUAUUUCAAAUUCAUUUCUGUUGGUUGCAC
This is a messenger RNA of Hibiscus syriacus, 742 nucleotides long. RefSeq names its product vesicle transport protein SFT2B-like. Gene Ontology annotation, biological process: vesicle-mediated transport. Gene Ontology annotation, cellular component: membrane. The transcript has 6 exons. The record is from RefSeq and is a predicted model, not a curated record. The coding region runs from base 91 to 555 and encodes 154 amino acids. NCBI's taxonomy places the organism in Eukaryota, Viridiplantae, Streptophyta, Magnoliopsida, Malvales, Malvaceae.